AUGGGGCACGACGCCGGCGCCGCCCCGGACGCGCCGCUGCGCCGAUCGCUGCGCGGCGGCGCCGGCGCGGCCCCGCCGCCGAUCGCAGCGGCGCCAGUCGCAGCGGCGCCGAUCGCGGCGGCGCCGAACGCGGCGGCGCCGAAAGCCGCGGCGCCGAUCGCGGCGGCGCCCGCUCCGCCGGCGGCGGCGCCGCUCGAAGCCCCGCGGGCCGCCCCGCCGCCGCCCGCGGCGUCUACGGACCGGUCGCGGCGCGUGAAGUCCCUGCGAUCGCUCCGCGACGGCACGGCCUACGCGAGGGCGUCGGCGCCGCUCGACCGCGACAGCGUGUCCGGCGCCGCGUUCGUGUACGUCGACGGCGCCGACAAAUCGGCGGACAUCAAGACCGUCGUCAGCAACAAGGAGACGGGCUGCGACGUCGGCGACGCGCGCGACGGCUACGCGCUCGCCGUGAACAACUGGGAGACGCGCGACGGCCAGCUCACGCUCGAGUGGGGCGACGCCGCGACUGGCUGCCGCAAGCUCGCGUCGGGCCCGCGCGCCGUCGUCGCGCCGGACCGCUGGACCCACGUGGCCUUCGUGCUGUCGCCGACGACGGCGGCGCUCUUCGUCGACGGCGCCGAGGUCGCGCGGGAGCGCGUCGGCGACCGCCGGUCGCCGCAGCGGACGCAGCCGCUCCGCGUCGCGCAGUACGCGGACGCGUUCUACCCCUUCGUCGGCAACAUCUCCGGGCUCGUCAUCUUCGACGGCGCGCUGACGGCGUCGGACGUCCGGGCGCUCGCGGCCGCGUCGGCGCCCGGCGCCGCCGCGGCGCCGCCGCGGACCGGCCCGGCGGUCGCCGCGUCCUUCCCCCUCGCGGACUGGCCCGGCGCCAAGGGCGCGAACGUCGCCGGCGACGGGCGGGGCCUCGCCUACGCGCGGGCGUCGCCGGCGGCGCGCGCGGGCGCCGCGCGCGCGUCGCCCGGCGGGUCGUUCGCCGUCGGCUACGACGCCUGGGAGCCGACGCCCGAGAAGCUCGCCGCGAGCGACGCGACGGCGGCGGGGCGCGCGGCCAAGGUCCGCGACGCCAUGCGCCACGCGUGGAAGGGCUACAAGGACCGGGCCUGGGGCCGCGACGAGCUCAAGCCCGUCUCGGGCCGGGGCCACGACAACUGGGGCGGCAUGGGCGUCACGCUCGUCGACUCGCUGGACACGCUCUGGCUCAUGGGCCUGCGCCAGGAGUUCGACGAGGCCAAGAAAUGGGUCCGCGACUCGCUCCGCUUCGACCGCACGGGCGACGUCUCCGUCUUCGAGACGACGAUCCGCGAGCUCGGGGGCCUGCUCGCGGCCUUCGACCUCAGCGGCGACAAGGUCUUCCUCGACAAGGCCCGCGACCUGGGCCAGCGCCUCGCGCACGCCUUCGACACGCCGACGGGCAUCCCCAAGGGCUCGACGAGCCUCCGCGAGGGCCGCGCGAAGGACGUCGGCUGGACCGGCGGCAACGCGGUGCUCGCGGAGCUCGGGUCCGUCGAGCUCGAGUUCCGCUACCUCGGCUACAAGCUCGGCGACGCGUCCUUCUCCGACAAGGCCAACAGGGUCUUCGAGCAGUUCUCGACGAUGAAGGGCACGCAGGGCCUCUUCCCCAUCUACGUCGACCCGCGCAACGGCGGCCUCAAGUCGCGGAAGAUCACCUUCGGCGCCCUCGGCGACUCCUACUACGAGUACCUGCUGAAGACCUGGCUCCAGGGCGGCCGCACGGAGACGAGGCUCCGGGAGAUGUACGACGAGGCCAUGGACGGCAUGGUCGACCUGCUGCUGCAGCACUCCUCUCCCUCCAACCUCGCCUACGUCGCGGACAUCGACGGGGGCACGGUGCACAAGAUGGACCACCUCGUGUGCUUCCUGGGCGGCGUGCUGGCGCUGGGCGCGAAGACGGACCCGCGGGGCUUCGACUCGCCGCGCGCGCGGCGCGACCUGCACGUCGCCGAGGCGCUGACGCACACCUGCGUCCAAAUGUACCUGCGCCAGCCGACGAAGCUCGCGCCGGAGUUCGUCACGUUCCGCCGGGGCGCCGACAUGGUCGUCGCGCCGUCGGCGCCGUUCUACAUCCUGCGGCCCGAGACCGCGGAGUCGCUCUUCGUGCUGCACGAGGUCACGAAGAAUCCAGUGUAUCGCGACUGGGGCUGGGAGAUCUUCUCCGCCAUCGAGGCGCGGUGCAGGACGGCCCACGGCUACGGCUCCGUCCCGGACGUCCGCAAGGUCACGAAGCCCGACGACCGCAUGGAGUCCUUCUUCCUCGCGGAGACGCUCAAGUACCUCUACCUCCUCCAGGACCCGAACCACGCCGUCGACCUCGAAACGGCCGUCUUCAACACGGAGGCCCACCCCCUGCGCAACAUCGGCCCGGGCAAGUUCACCGACAACAUGGUGCCCAAGUUCCUCCUCUUCUUCUGCGGCGCCGCCGCGGCCCUCGUCGCGCCGCAUCCGAAGCGCGCGUGCGUCGCGGCGCGGCCGUCGGUCGCACUCCCCGACGCGGACGUCGCCGCCGUCCCCGGCGACGGCGAGGCCGACCGGCCGCCGGAGCUCGAGGCGUCGGGCCCGGCGCCGGCGACGCUCGCGACGCCGUUCCGCGCGGGCUUCGUCGGCGUCGUCGGGUCGCCGAACGUGGGCAAGUCGACGCUGACGAACGCGCUCCUCGGCCAGGACCUCUGCAUCACCAACUCGAAGGCGCAGACGACGCGGCACCGGAUUUUGGGAGUAGCGAACGGCGACGGCUACCAGCUCGUGCUCAGCGACACGCCGGGCAUCCUCUGCGACCCGGCCUACGCGCUCCAGAGCACGAUGAUGACCGCGGCCAAGGCCGCGGCGCGCGACGCGGAGUGCGUCUUGUUCGUGACGGACGUCUUCGAGGACCCGGAGGUCGUUGCCGAGUCCGCGGCGUGGCUCGACGCGCAGCUGGCGAGCCGCGCCGGCGACGAGCCGAAGCCGCCCGUGGUCGUGGCGCUGAACAAGGUCGACCUGCUCGGCGUCGACGACGACGGCUACCCGCUGCUCGGCGAGGCCGCGAGCCGGCGCGUCGGCUCGCUCGACGACGCGGUCGCGCGCGCGCGCGCGGCCGUGCCGGGGGCGGCGGCGGUGGUGCCGCUGAGCGCCGCCACGGGCGCCGGGGUCGACGAGCUGGCGCGCGCGCUGGCGUCGGAGCUCCCCGAGAGCGCCGCGCUCUUCGACGACGAAUACUUCACGGACCGGCCCUCCCGGUUCUUCGCGGCGGAGAUCAUCCGGGAGAAGAUCCUCGCCCAGUUCGCCAAGGAGAUUCCGUAUUCGUGCGAGGUGCGCAUCGACCGCUUCAAGGAGGACCUGGAGCUCAAGGGCAGGCCGUUCGUGAACAUCGACGCGGCGGUCCUCGUCGCGCGCGACUCGCAGAAGGGCAUCCUCGUGGGCAAGCGCGGCGCGGCCAUCAAGGCCAUCGGCGUGGCCGCCCGGGAGCACCUCGAGACGUUCUUCGACGCCAAGGUCCACCUCGCGCUGCGCGUCAAGGUCUCGAAGGACUGGCGCGCGGACGAGGGGAAGCUCAAGGCCAUGGGGUACCCCGUGGCGGGGCGGUAGUAUAAGUGCGUCGCUGCGCCCGG
This is a messenger RNA of Aureococcus anophagefferens, 3605 nucleotides long. RefSeq lists its product as hypothetical. Gene Ontology annotation, molecular function: calcium ion binding; mannosyl-oligosaccharide 1,2-alpha-mannosidase activity; GTP binding. Lineage: Eukaryota; Pelagophyceae; Pelagomonadales; Pelagomonadaceae. The coding region runs from base 1 to 3582 and encodes 1193 amino acids. Gene Ontology annotation, biological process: carbohydrate metabolic process; N-glycan processing. The record is from RefSeq and is a predicted model, not a curated record. Gene Ontology annotation, cellular component: endoplasmic reticulum; Golgi membrane. The transcript is spliced from 2 exons.